Molecule: messenger RNA, 777 nt
Organism: Paramuricea clavata
Lineage: Eukaryota; Metazoa; Cnidaria; Anthozoa; Malacalcyonacea; Plexauridae
Source: the annotation of a GenBank genome assembly
AUGGCUACUACCGAUGUCAAAGUGAUUGAUGUGCAAACGCCUUUUGAUAUUGUUUCAGAAGACGAACCGUUAAUAAGAAUACGACAGAUUAAUAACGAUUUAAGAUUUUAUGAAUUUUUCAUGGGUUUUGGUAGAGAUCAUGCUGUUCAGCUAGCGGGUGGUCGAAUAUGGCCUACAAUAUGUCUAAAGGGUGUUGUGACAAAAAUGCCAAGUUUUUAUAUCUAUAUUAUAGAUGUGAAAAGAACGGAAAAAGGACAACGAAUUAUAGACAUAGGCGUGGCUCAUUGGUUGUUGGGAAUUUAUGCUGAACUUGAAAUUAAUAUUUGUGUUUAUCCUGAAUCUUUUAAUGGGGAUUUAGCAACUGCUCUAUACCUACCCUAUAUAACAUUUACGGCUUACGGGUUUAAAUUGGAUUAUGCUGAACAUGAUGGUUUAACGGAAGUGGAAGCGGCUGCUUUUGUCCGCAAUGUAGUUCAAACUGUUAUAGAUUAUAUUACGGAGCAUUAUCAGGACGGUCAUUGUGAAGUUUUGGCUGAAGAUUUGCAAACUAGUACGGGUAUUGCGGUAUCUGUACGAUUGGUUCAGAUAUUAUUGUAUCAUCAGCGUUUAAUGAAAAUUGUGAGGGAUUGGAUGUUAUCGAAAUGUGAAUGUUCCGAGACUGACCAGAUUUGUUAUUGUAAUAUUUUUACGAAGAAGGAAUUAAAGAAAUCUGGAAAAUCCUAUUUUAAGGACGCACAGCUAUUUGUAAGUGAUGAGGUGUUCUUUACCACCACGUGA